Molecule: messenger RNA, 1705 nt
Organism: Stylophora pistillata
Lineage: Eukaryota; Metazoa; Cnidaria; Anthozoa; Scleractinia; Pocilloporidae
Molecular function (GO): ubiquitin-protein transferase activity; protein binding
Source: RefSeq, a predicted model, not a curated record
AUGAGAGAAUGUUACGUGGAUAAUCUUUCAGAGGAUGGAUACAAAAACAACUAUUCACUUCCUUGUCAGGGACUAGCACUGGAUAUCUACCUCGCUGUUCAUAGCUUGAGAAAACUUACCAAAUGCAAGUUCAUACAUCAUCUUAACAAGAUCACCACAAGGCUUUUCCCAGCUGUACACCUUGAAGNGACUGUUCACUUUGUUUGCCUUGCAGAUCGGUAUCAGUGCAAAAUACCAUCAGCUGUCGAGAAACAAACUUUGCACAAAGCAGGCUUAGGAUUAAAAAAGAUCAAGCUACUCUUAGAUGAUGAUGCAAGUGCGGUGUAUGAGAAGCUUGUCUCGAGUGAAAAGGACGAUGUAGGUGAUGUGAAGGGGUUUCCCCAAUUACGUGAAGCAGGAGGAUUUGAUAUGCUACAUUGCCUACCAAAUUGCCGGGAUUUAACACCUCUUAAGUGUUCCUGGGCUGCCAGAGAAAUAAGAAGUAAUUUAGGAGGGCAAUCCAAAAUUUACCUGAGGCCAAUCCAAAAAGAUCUGUCCACUAAAUCUCUCAUACCACAGAAUUCUUGUGAAGUAAAAGAGAAAUGCCUGGCUUGCCAGAAAGAAUUCCCAAUGAGUGAACUCAGAACACACUCUUUUUACAUGUGUACAGGUGGAUUUAAUAGUGGAUCAGACUCAGAGGGUGACAAUGGCACAACUAGUUGCAUUCUGGAAGGAAUAUCAACUGCUGACUCUAGAAGUGAAUCGUCAGUGAGUCCAGUGAUGUCCCAAGCUCCACAACAAAUACAGGAAGCAAACCCAGUCAUAGAAGUUUCUAACUCACCUGCACCUGUACAUGUACCUGAAGAGAAAGAAGAUAAUAUUGAUACUGCCGUUGGAAAAGUUGUAACCUUUUGCCAGACAAACAAUGUACACAAUCCCGUGGAAGUUCUCCGAUGUAUGCAGAAAGAAAUUGUUACUGGCAGGAGAUUGGAAUUAGAAUCUGACAGUGAAGUGUUGGAGGGGGAGACAAACUACAUCAAUGUAGACAGAAUGAAUAUACUUGAAACAGCAUUCGAGGAAAUAGGGGCUCUGGAAAACCUUGGCCUCACUCUGGAGGUUUCUUUUUAUGGGGAGAAAGCACGUGACUAUGGAGGUCCGAGGUGAGAGUUCUUCCGGCUCACACUCACAGCUAUUAAAGAAAAGUAUUUUGACAAUGGCAUACGUGACCUUCUUGCAGAUGAUUACUGUAUUGGAGUGAUAAUUGGUUUAAGCAUCAUUCAGAAUGGAAAGAUCCCCCAGUUCUUUUCAGAGGAUCAGCUGGUAAACAUCUUUAACAGCAUCCAAUCAUCAGCAGCUUAUUGUAAUUUACAGAAAGGAUUGGACAAAUUAGGAAUAUGUAUGGUCUGCAAACAGCUGCCGCUUCUUGUCCACAUUUUCAGACCAAGCCCAGCAGCCAAACUUACCAUCAAGAAACUUACAAACCUUUUAACACCAAUAUUUGCUGAGGAUGGAUCAAACCAAAGGCACUUUGAGGGAAUUGUGUAUAGGGCUUUCUGUAGGUACCUGAGAGAGGUACAAAGUGGAAGGAGAAAGAGAGUAACUCUGGCCCAUGUUUUGUGGUUUGCAACAGGGUCAGAUGAAGAACCCCUGUUGGGAUUUAAAUUGCAUCCCUCGUUGCUCUUCACUGCAGCUGUACAGUCCUUUCUGCCAAUAGCUAACACAUGUA